UGGUUCAAUCACCAUUUUUUCGCUCUUCUCGAUCAUUCAUUUGGUGGCCACUCAGCCUGCACUGGGGGCGCUACGUUCUAUGCUGGCCUUGGUCUGUCAGAGGAUGUCAUUCAGAGACUUGGUCACUGGUCCUCCCCAGCAUGGAAACUAUAUAUUCGGGACAACCCUUCUGUG
Molecule: messenger RNA, 174 nt
Organism: Laetiporus sulphureus 93-53
Lineage: Eukaryota; Fungi; Basidiomycota; Agaricomycetes; Polyporales; Laetiporaceae
Exons: 1
Biological process (GO): DNA integration; DNA recombination
Molecular function (GO): DNA binding
Source: RefSeq, a predicted model, not a curated record